AUAGCAGGUCGUGAAGGUGUGAGGGUCUAGCCUUGAUUGGGUUGCUAUGCGCUGCGGAUAACAGUUGGUAUAUUACUGAGCACCGUGAAAGCCACAACCACUUAAUGUCACUGAUGAUGGGCGAGAAGGUGCACUGGCCCUCAAACAAGCAAUUGAUGUGUACACUAAGGAUUUGGUGAAGCAGCCGAGGGAGAAUAAUGUGAAUAUUGGUAAGGUGUACAACAUAAUUGGCAGCUUUUUUGGAUCAUCGAGAAGCAUUUACAAAAAGGACUCUUAAGGAACAUUUGCCGGGAGCAGCGGAGGAUGAUGUCCGAAAGACUUUGGAGGUGUUUGCAGACAUUGUUAAUGGUGACCCCGGUUUUAUAUACAAAGUUCUGGCAAAAAAAAGUAGCAAAGUGAAGAACCUCAUGUGGAUAAAUGGGAGCAGCAGAAAUGCAGUACAGGUUCUUUGGAGACGUCAUAACUUUCGACACCACUUAUAGGACAAAGCUAUACAACAUGCCUUUUGGACUAUUUGUUGGGGUGAACAAUCAUUUUCAGAGUAUAAUUCUUGCGGGUGUCUUGAUGAGGGGCGAACAAGAAGAGACUUUCGAGUGGGUGUCCUCGGAGUUCGUGCUGAUGAUGGGAGGACCUGCUCCAAGGACUAUUCUGACAGACGAAAACCACCCCAUGGAAUUGGCCAUAAAGAAGAUUUAUCCAGGCACCGUGCAUAGGUGGUGCAAUGGCAUGUCCUGAAGAAAGCAAAAGAGACGUUAGGGUCGUUGUACACGAAGAAAUCUGAUUUUCAGGCUGAGUUCCACAAGGUUGUGAACUACAUGUUAACCAUAGAUGAGUUCGAGGCAGUGUAGGGUAUUUUGUUAGAUAAAUACAAUUUGAGGAAACAUACAUAUAUGGCACAGUUGUACGAGAUUAGAGAAAAGUGGGCGAAGCCGUACUUCAACGGGGUUUUCUGCGCCAAGAUGACGAGCAUUCAACAUAGCGAAAGUGCGAAUCACAUGGUGAAGACCUACAUGCCACCAGUGAGUCCAAUGCAUGUUUUUGUGAGGCAAUACAUGAGACCGCAGUUUGAUCAAGAGCGAGAGGAGAGCUAUGAGGACAAGAGGACAAUGACAGGUGGAGCAGUGAGGAGAACUAAUUUGACGAUAGAGCGGCAUGCAAGUAGGAUAUACACAGGAGCAAUGUUCGAAGAGUUUGGGGGCCUACUAAUCGAAGCUACUGCCUACUAUGUCACCGAAAUAGAGAAGAUGAGGAAAUAUCUUACAGUCCACAACAAUGCAGCCAAGGGAGAAAAAUGGAGCAGGGUUGAGUAUGAAGUGAACAUAAAUGAUGACCAAUUAGAGUUUACAUGUGAAUGUGGUCAGUUCGACCACACUAGGAUGUUGUGCAGCCAUGUUCAGAGGGUAAACUUCUGCAGCAAAUUUAAUCCUGGUAAUGUGAAAAAUGUUCCUGGACAAGCAUAACUAAUUGCUUUUCAUUUUUUCCCAACAACACAGGUUAUGGAAAUACUUCAUCUCAAAGAGAUCCCA
Messenger RNA from Triticum aestivum (bread wheat), 1526 nucleotides. RefSeq names its product protein FAR1-RELATED SEQUENCE 12. The record is from RefSeq and is a predicted model, not a curated record. Gene Ontology annotation, biological process: regulation of DNA-templated transcription. Lineage: Eukaryota; Viridiplantae; Streptophyta; Magnoliopsida; Poales; Poaceae. The transcript has 3 exons. Gene Ontology annotation, molecular function: zinc ion binding. Bases 891 to 1460 code for a protein of 189 amino acids.